Paramecium sonneborni is the source of this 1196-nucleotide messenger RNA. Lineage: Eukaryota; Ciliophora; Oligohymenophorea; Peniculida; Parameciidae. The record is from the annotation of a GenBank genome assembly.
AUGGGUAAAAUAAAAAAAUUUGAGCACAAACAAAAUAAAUUUGAGUAACAUAUAGAAAAUUUAGAUAAAAAGAUUUAAAAGAAGGAUUAGAAAUUUUAAUAGCAGCCAAAAUUAUAGCAGAAACGAACUAUAUAAGAGGAAGCUUCAAAAAAAAAAAAUUUAUUUGCUUUAGAUAGUGAUAAUGAAUAAGAAGAAUAAUAGGUUAUAAAAAAUUGGAAAUUUACUCAUAAUGGUUAAGAUUUAUAAGAAGAUUAUAAUGAUUAAAUACCUGUAAGUUCAGAUGAUGAAUUACCAAAAGGAUUUGUUAAAAAUAAUCAUUUUGUAGGGUUUGAUUAAAAUCAAGAUAAAAGAAAGAGUAAAAAGGAAAUCUAUGAUGAAAUAAUAUAAAAUAGUAAAUAAAGAAAAGCAGAUAAAUAGAAAUUAAAGGAGGGCAAUUAAAUCAAAAUAUUAUAACUUAAUGAAGCUUUACCAUAAAUUUUAGACAUACUACCAAUUAAAUAAUCAAAACCAUAAGCUCCAACAAAAGAGGGUCUAGAUUAUUUUGAAUUGAUGGAGACAUUCAAAGCAGAGCCAAAAGUUUAAAUAGAAACUAUAGUAUAAUCAUCAGAGAAGGAUUAAACUAGUUAUAUGAGAUAGAAGAGAGAGGAAGCAAAAAAGAAAAAGAUAGAAGAAAGUCGUAAGGAAAUUGAGAAGGAUUCAGAUGAUGAAGAUGAACAAGAAAUAGAAAAUGAUGAUUGUGUCAGCAAAUAAUUCAAAAAUGCUAAGGAAAAAAAAAUGCUUAAAUCAUAUAAAAAAGUAGAACAUUUGUCAAGAGUAAUGGAACAUUUAAGAAAUGUUUAAAACAGAAAAAAAACAAAAGGAUCAAAUAAAUUAGAAUAAUAAAAUAAUGAAGAUGAAGAAGAAGAUGAAGAUGAAGAAGAUUUAAAUGAAAUAUUAUCAGAUGAUGAAGAUGAUGAAGAUGAAGAAGAUAGUGAAGAUUAUGAAGAUGAAAAUGAAGAUGAUGAAGAUGAAGAUAAUUAAGAUGAUGAAGAUGAUGAAGUUAAUGAAAAUAAUGAAGAUGAAGAAGAUAAUGAAGAAAAUGAAGAUGAAGAAUAAAUUGAUGAAAGUGAAUCUGAAAAAAAACCUGUUAAGUAAGGGAAUUAUAAAAAAAAUAAAUCAAAGAGAAUUAAUAAUUGAUUAGGUUAUUUUAUGUGAAU